Molecule: messenger RNA, 2384 nt
Organism: Daktulosphaira vitifoliae (grape phylloxera)
Lineage: Eukaryota; Metazoa; Arthropoda; Insecta; Hemiptera; Phylloxeridae
Product: RNA-binding protein 45
Exons: 10
Coding region: 157-1497 (446 amino acids)
Molecular function (GO): RNA binding
Source: RefSeq, a predicted model, not a curated record
UUUUGAUAAACAUGUAAUAUGUUCAACUCACUUUUCAAAGAAAUAUUUAUUCAAUCUAAAAAUUGUAUUUUAUAAAAUAUUAAUUUUGAUUUAUUCUGACUAAAUUUAAUAGUACAUAGUUUAAAUUAUACCGCUUUUAUUAAUAAAAAAAAAAAAAUGAAGGAUGAACAAAAUGACCCAAAUGAUCCAGAAAAUUCAAGAAUAUUUGUAUUAUACGACAAAAAUAAUCCCAUAUCAGAAAAUGAAUUUAAUGAAUUGUUUAGCAAAUUUGGUACUGUAAAAAAUAUUUAUAUUGUCAAAGAUCGAAAUAGUGAUAGUGUUAAAGGUGUAACAUAUAUUAAGUAUGCAAAAGCUUCAGAAGCUUUUAAAGCUAUUGAGGAAAUGAAUGGUUAUAAAUUGGAUUCAUCCCACCGUCGCAUGAAAGUUCUAAUGGCAACUAGCCCUGGACAAAGCAAAAAUAGUUCAGAUAUGGAAUUCAAUAGGUUAUUUGUAUUUGUACCAAAAACUGAAAAAGAAAAUGAUUUAGAAAAUUAUUUUAGUCAAUUUGGGGAUAUUUCAAAAGUUCACAUUGUUACAAAUAAAGAUUCAGGGGAAUCGAAAGGAAUUGCCUUCAUUACAUUUACAAAAGCCUCAUCAGCUGCUUUGGCUAUAGAAAAUUGUGGAUCUAAUUAUAAAGCAGUUUUUGCUAAACCAAAACAUGAAGAUGCCCCUACAAAUUAUUCAAGACACUCCGAAUCAAAAAGUACCAGUAAUUACACUUUACUUACGCCACCUUCUCAUCCUCAUCUUGAUGAGCCUGGAGUGUUAAUCGCUUUUACGUCACCAAUUGUUACUUACAAUGAACUUUACAGAAUUCUUAACAUUGCUCCAGAACUGGAACUAGUUAAAGAAUUAUCAAGACAACAGCAAUUAUACGAUAAAAAAAAGUUUCAAGUUAUAUACAGUACUAUUUCUGCAGCUGAUCAUGCUGUUAGUCGUAUAAAUGGAUUUGAGUAUCCUCCUGGCCACCCAAUAAUUUUGGAGUAUAGUAGCAACACUUCUAUGUCAUUACCAAAUUCUGUAGAUCCAAUUGUGGCUAGUAAAAUUACAAAAGAUAUUGAAGUAUUGUCGAGUACAGUCUCUAAAGCAUUAGCUGUGAUCAAGAAUGCUGCUUUUAGUUUACCAGAUGAAUAUUGUAAUACAACUAUGGCACCAAAAAGAAGAAGUGAAAAACCUCUCAAUCCAUCAAUUGAUAACUUAUAUAGAUUGUUUUUUGUGAGCAAACCAGUUAUUCCUCCUAUGAGGUUGUUAGAAGAAGCAUUUAGAAUGUUUAAAGGAUUAAGAAAUCUUAAUGUAAUUGAUGGAAAAAAUUAUGGUUAUGUUGUUUAUGAUAAUAUGGAAAGUGCAACAAGAGCUAUUGAUUGCCUAAAUGAUCAUAAAAUAUAUAACAGUCGUUUAAAAGUAAUGGAAGCCGAACCAAAGGAACCAAAUCGUAAACGUAUGAAGCAAGAAUCAUAGUUGUAUUCGACAAUACAUAGUUCAUACAACAUAUACAAACAAUUUGAUAACUCACUAAAACAACAGAUACUUGUGUUUGUCCACUAUGACAAGAUAAUACAUCACAAUUCAACCAUUUUCAUAAGACACAACAUAUGUUGUGGACAAAAAAUACAUUUUUCGAACUAACUAACACUCUCAACGAUUAAAUAUAUAUUCAGACAGCUCAUACAUGAUUUAAUUGUAUUCAAUGGAAAACAUAGUAUUUAUAGUUUUAAGUAUUCAGUAUUAUUUAGCAAUAUUCAAAAAUGAAGUUUUACUGAACUCAACGAUUUUAUAUUCAAAUGGUUGAUAAAAAUAUAAAAUAUUUACCACUCAUUUUAUAUUGGAGUGCAAUCUCUCUUUUUGCUUCUUUUUAUUUUUUUAGUUAGCAUCACAUAAUUUCCUUAAUUUCAACCAUAUACUUUAUAGGUACAAACUAUAUCACAAAAAAUAAACUACAAAAUAUAUUAAAAUAACUAUUUUAUUUUUUAAUUAAUUAAUCAAAUUGUUGAAUACUUUAUAGACUUUUUACAUCACUAUUUGUUGUUAAUAUUCUAUUCUUGAUAUAAUAUUCUUUGUAGUAAUUAUGAAAAAACUUAUGUUUUUAAAGUUUUGAUUUAUUUUAAACAUUCCUUUUACCAAAACACUAUAAAAAUCUUUUUUAAAACUAUAUUAUACAUCUUUUUGAAGACAAUUAUUAAGUAAUUUUGCGAGUUUGUGUGUGUGUUUUUUGUUAGUGUGAUUGAGUAUGUUUUUAAUUUAAAAAUAAAUUUCUUGUAAUGACAACAUAUUAAUGUACAUAAAGUACAAUUAUAAUUAUGUGAAAAGUACUUUUUUUCAAUAAAGAAACACAUUUAUAAUUAUUU